CUAUGAACAGCAACGCUGCUUUUCCGGCCUUGGACUACAUUUCCCUUAAGGCUUUGCUGGUCGGCACUCUGCCUCUGUCUCUCCAACGCGAACUUGGCUGCCUCUUUCUGUGACUGUGGCGCUCUCGGGGUGAGUGGUCCUGCCUUGGAAGAUCAGCUCAAGCCUGGUGGGAGGUUUUGAACGGGGACUCCCUCUUUGAAGUCUCCCGUGCUCCGUGUCAAACGAGCCACGCUCAGAUUCCGAAGUACGAGGCCGGCAUCUUGUCUGGCUGGCCUGGAUCUGGACUACGUUUCCCAGAGUCCACAGCGGCCGGACGUUACGUCGCAACGUGGUGGCGAUAUCGUUACUCCGCGGGGACCCGGACGCUACCAAGGGGAGGCAGAAGGACUCCGUGCUUGUCCAAGAGAAGAACCUAGAGAAAUCUGAGCAGGUUGGGUAGUUCUAAAGGCCAUGGCCCAGGGAUUGGUGACAUUCAGGGAUGUGGCCAUAGAGUUCUCUCAGGAAGAGUGGAAGUAUCUGGAACCUGCCCAGAGGGACUUGUACAGGGAUGUGACUUUGGAGAACUUUGGUAACUUGGUCUCACUAGGACUUUCCAUUUCUAAGCCUGAUGUCAUCUCCUUAUUGGAGCAAGGGAAAGAGCCCUGGAUGAUUGCAAAUGAUAUGACAGCACCAAGGUGCCCAGACUUGGAGUCUAAGUGUGAGAAAUUACCACAGAAAGAUAUUUUUGAAGUAGAGACAUUCAAUUGGGAGCUAAUGGAAAGCCUUAAAUGCUGUGGUUUUGAGAGCUCUAGUUUUAGAGAUGACUGGGAAUACAAACGCCAGUUUCAAAGACAACUAAAUCAGGAAUGCUGUUUCAAGCAAGUGAAGAUCACGUAUGAAAACAUACCUACUUUUGAGCAUCAUACAUCGCUCACUCUACGUCAAAGCAACGAGUCCGGUAAGAAACUGAUUGAAUGUGAUGAAUGCGGGAAAGCAUUUAGCCGUGGCUCACACCUCAUUCAACAUCAGAAAACUCACACUGGUGAAAAGCCCUUUGAAUGUAAGGAAUGUGGGAAGGCCUUCAGUCGGGCCUCACACCUUGUUCAGCAUCAGAGAAUUCACACAGGUGAGAAACCUUACGACUGUAAGGAAUGUGGAAAGGCCUUUGGUCGUACUUCAGAACUUACUCUGCAUCAGAGACUGCAUACUGGUGUGAAACCCUAUGAAUGUAACCAGUGUGGAAAGACCUUUAGACAGCAUUCACAACUUAUUUUGCAUCAAAGAACUCACACCGGUGAGAAACCUUACGUAUGUAAAGAUUGUGGGAAGGCUUUUAUUCGUGGCUCACAACUUACUGUUCAUCGGAGAAUUCAUACAGGUGCUAGACCCUAUCAGUGUAAAGAAUGUGGGAAGGCCUUUAGGCAGCACUCACAACUUACUGUACACCAGAGAAUUCAUACUGGCGAGAAACCCUAUGAGUGUAAGGAAUGCGGAAAGGGCUUUAUUCACAGCUCAGAAGUUACUCGGCAUCAAAGGAUUCAUUCUGGGGAGAAACCUUAUGAGUGUAAGGAAUGUGGAAAGGCCUUUAGACAGCAUGCGCAGCUUACUCGGCACCAGAGAGUUCACACUGGUGACAGACCCUACGAAUGUAAGGACUGUGGGAAGGCCUUUAGUCGUAGUUCAUACCUUACUCAACAUCAAAGAAUUCAUACUGGUGACAAACCCUACGAAUGUAAGGAAUGCGGGAAAGCCUUUAUUCGUGUUUCACAACUGACUCAUCAUCAGCGAAUCCAUACUUGUGAUAAACCCUAUCAGUGUAGGGAAUGUGGAAUGGCCUUUAUUCGUAGUUCACAACUUACUGAACAUCAGAGAAUUCACCCUGGUAUCAAACCUUAUGAGUGCAGAGAAUGUGGGCAGGCCUUUGUUCUUGGUGCACAGCUCAUUGAACACUACAGAAUCCAUACUGGUUAGGAAGCUUUGAAUAUUGGGGAUGUAGGAAAGCCUUUAUAUGGUGGUCACACCUGACUUAAUAUUAGGUAAUGCCUAAUGUAUUGUAAUCUCGGAAAACCUUCAUUUGUCACUUCCAUUGUGGAACAUCAGACAACUUAUACUGGAAGAAAAUUUAAUAAAUGUUGUUAUUUUUGCUGUACACUGUUUACUAUGUAUCAGAGAACUUAUGGUGAAAGAAUAUUAAUAUGAAUGUAAAGUCUUCUCUUACCACUCAAAAUGUAUUAAACUGAGAAAUUCUAGUAGAAAAUAACCCUAUUAAAAUAUUUUGUGAAUGUGC
This is a messenger RNA of Miniopterus natalensis, 2266 nucleotides long. It is a transcript of the gene ZNF565, whose product is annotated as zinc finger protein 565. The record is from RefSeq and is a predicted model, not a curated record. Lineage: Eukaryota; Metazoa; Chordata; Mammalia; Chiroptera; Miniopteridae. Gene Ontology annotation, molecular function: RNA polymerase II cis-regulatory region sequence-specific DNA binding; DNA-binding transcription factor activity, RNA polymerase II-specific. Gene Ontology annotation, biological process: regulation of DNA-templated transcription.